Messenger RNA from Cimex lectularius (bed bug), 5955 nucleotides. RefSeq names its product FH2 domain-containing protein 1 (gene form3). The transcript is spliced from 22 exons. Gene Ontology annotation, biological process: cellular component organization. Bases 217 to 5145 code for a protein of 1642 amino acids. Lineage: Eukaryota; Metazoa; Arthropoda; Insecta; Hemiptera; Cimicidae. The record is from RefSeq and is a predicted model, not a curated record. Gene Ontology annotation, molecular function: actin binding.
CAGUCUCCAAGGAAACUUCAUUCGCCAGUCUUCGGUGUGGGUGACCGCGUGUCGCCGUGUGUGUUUCGAAAAGCUUUUUUUUGUGCAGUCGGAGAAUUUUAGCCGCCGCCUUCCAGCUUUGGCCACUUAGCGGAUUAUUGGAUUUUACACCACCUCUGUUUCAUGUCCUUGGCUAUCAGCUAAGGGUGACGGGCCUCCUCCCCCGUCGAGGGAGACAUGGAGUCGAGGAUUGGAUUGGACUACAUCGUAGAAAAUCCGGAAUACACAGUAAAACUUGCCGCAGCGUUGGACACCAAUAACGUUACGGUUAAGAAACAAGUCUUCGAACUUCUAUCCGCUCUUUGUGUAUAUAACAGCGAAGGCUACACGCGUGCUCUCGACGCACUGGAACAUUACAAGACUUUAAAAUGCGAGAGAUACCGGUUUCAAGUUAUCCUGAAGGAGCUGGAAGGCGCGGUAGAGGUGGACUACCAGACGGCCCUUCUCGCCUUCAUCAACUGUCUAAUCAUAUCGACCCCGCAGCUGAAGGAGAGGAUGCGAAUAAGGAACGAGUUCAUAGGGCUGAAGCUCCUACCUUUGCUCAAUGAACUGAGGAGGUCCGGGAAAGGGGUUCACGACCUUAGGGUCCAAUUGGAUGUAUUCGACGAGCAGAAGGAGAGCGAUGAAUCCCAGACGAGUCAGACAUCUGCUCAUGGGCUAGAUCUCAAUUCGCAUUUGGACCUAUUUUAUGCUAUUCUUCACAGAGUGGCUGAUACUCCACAAGAGAUUCCAUUCUUGUCGAUAUUACAGCACCUUUUACGAAUAGACCCAAAAGAGGCAGUGAGUGACAUUGUCUGGGACACGGCGGAGACGUUGGUCCAUCGGGCGACUUUGUUAGAAAGUAGAGAAGACGCUACAAAAUUGCUUAGGUCACCGAGCCAGAGCAAAUUGUGCUGCAUACAUCAAGGAGGUGGCCCUAGGAAACAGAGCCUCGUCCCGUCUAUUCAGUCAGGACCGGUGCCGCCUCCUCCACCACCCCCACUUUCUGCGGUGCCGCCUCCUCCUCCACCUCCACCCCUGCCUCCGCCUAACUCUACGAUGGUCAGGCCACCGCCGCCACCACCUCAAUCCUCGAUCACGGUCACCUCUCUUCACCGGCCUCUCGCCGUCCCUCCUUCUGCCCCUCCCAAUGCGCCUUCUGCGCUGUCCUCAUCGCCCUCAGCAUCUCCCUCGGCUAAGCUUCUUCCCCAGCAGGACACUCCGACACCUAAAACCAAAAUGAAAACGAUCAAUUGGAACAAAAUCCCAGAUAACCGAGUCUUGGGGCGACAAAAUAUUUGGUCCAUGGUGGCUAGAAAUCAUCAAGGCUCUCCGAUGGCGGACCUCGAUUGGUCAGAGAUGGAAGGCCUUUUCUGUCAACAAGCGCCACCUCCGCCUACAUCUGCUAGUCCGAAAACUUUCAAAGACAGCCCUGAUGUCAAUUCACGACGUAAAGAACCAGCAGAGAUUACCCUUUUGGACGGAAAAAGAAGUUUGAACGUCAGUAUAUUCUUGAAGCAAUUUAGGAGUUCUAAUGAGGACAUAAUACAAUUAAUAAAAAAUGGUGAGCACGAUGACAUCGGUGCAGAGAAACUGAGGGGCUUGCUCAAAAUACUGCCCGAGUUGGAUGAAUAUGAAAUGCUGAGAGGCUUUGAUGGAGAUAAAUCAAGAUUAGGAAAUGCUGAAAAAUUUCUUUUGCAACUCAUCGAUGUGCCCAACUAUAAACUGCGAAUUGAAAGCAUGCUUCUUAGGGAAGAAUUCAACGCCAACAUGAAUUAUUUGGAACCGAGUAUUUCUGCUAUGAUAAUGGCAGGAGAAGAUCUUAUGCGAAAUGAAGCAUUGAGAGAAGUUUUAUACAUGGUUGUUGUUGCUGGCAAUUUCUUAAACUCAGGAGGAUAUGCUGGAAAUGCUGCCGGUGUGAAGUUAUCUUCUCUACAAAAACUGACAGACAUCAGAGCAAACAAGCCUGGAAUGAAUCUCAUUCAUUAUGUGGCUCUUCAAGCUGAAAAAAAGAAAAAAGAACUUCUUAAGUUUCCAGAUGAUAUGGUCACAUUAGAAGACGCAACUAAAACUACAACGGAACAAUUACAAAAUGAAAUUAACGCUUUAGAUAGUAGAAUUAAAAAAGUACAUAGACAAAUAGAUCUUCCUUCGACCGAAAAAGAAAUAAAAGAGCAAAUGGACAAUUUUCUUAAGAUUGCUGACCAGGAAGUUGCUGCUUUACAAAAAGAUAUGGAAGAGCUCGAAUCUGUUCGAAUAUCAUUAGCCGAUUUCUUCUGUGAAGAUUCGGCCACAUUUAAGUUAGAAGAGUGCUUCAAGGUUUUCCAUGGUUUCUGCGUAAAGUUUAAACAAGCUGUGGUCGAGAAUGAACGUAGAAAACUACAAGAGGAACAGGCCGCAGCUAGAAGGAAACAAAGAGAAGAGCAACUCGCUAAAAAACGAACAUUGGGUGCUCAAACUUCCAAUGGCUCCGAGUCUGAAUGUAAUCUUGUUGAUUCCCUUCUCUCUGACAUACAGUCAGGUUUUCAAAAAGGGGCUGAUAUCAAGGUUCGAAGAAAUGGUACUAUGACUUCAGAAGAAGACGUUUCAAUAACUGGUUCUCCAGCUUUGUCGAGAAGACGGCUUGGAUCCUUCUCCUGUGACCAGACUGUCGGUAGUGGACGUGAAGAGACAUAUUCACCAGAUGUAACCCCUACUGGAAGCCUGAGACGCAGAAGGAGUCGUGUCCCAUCAGAAGAGGACGAAUCAAGCCUCAUGGAUUAUUUAAGAGCUUCAGGACAUGAUGCAUCAAGAGAGCGCAAAUCUUGGGGCAGCCUUGAUCGGUCUUGGGCAAGACGCGCAAGGGGUGGAGGCCGAAAACGGCCAGAUUUACUUACCGCAGACUUUUCCGGUGAAAGAGAGAGGUCCACUUCUCCUUCUCAGAUGCCAUCAACACCAGAAGAAGAUAGCAAGCCCAAACCUUGGAAACAAAAAAUUGAAGCAUGGCUCUCUGAGAAUGAAAAGGAAGACAAACACAGUGAUGGUAUACGUAGACGAGCGAGACUGUUCCAAAGCAAUAGGCGAUCCCUUGAAGCAGAAUCAGAGAGCGAAGGGAGAGCAAAUACUUUGGACACCUUACCUGAAGGCAAACUUGCAGAAGGAAACAUGCAAUACAAAAGAGUUUAUUCUGAUUGGAGACCUACAAUCGAUAAAACAGAUGUCGUAGGUGCGAUGGAAGCAAUUGCAGAAGCUCAGCCUCAAUCUCCUAUUAAGGAUAAAUCGCCUUGGAGGAAAUCCAACUUAAAUGUUUCAAACACAUCAGAGCAGACUGAGCUCGAUGUAAGACGACUGAGAAGACUUGAGAAAAGAACAAGUUUAGAUUCAAUAAGUGAGGAAGAAAAGAGAAAGGAGGUUAUUAGGAAUUUAGGACAAGCGCCACUUCCUGAAGAUAGUCUCCCCGUUUAUAUACGUUGUCCGAAAGAUCAGCAAGAGGCUUCUUCUAAUAUGAGUGUAGCUAAUAAAUUUAAGGCUGGAAAAAUCAGCCCUCUAUUGGCAAGAAGAGUGUUCCCGGAUAUUAACGACAGGUCACCAGACGAACAGAUGCUGCCACCUUUUGCUCCUAGGAGGACAAAGAAGAACGAUACUCCGAUCGACAGAGUCGAGAUUGACUCGGACAACAUAGAAACGCCUCCUGCCUCCCGCAAGUUAGUGAAUGCUGAAACUGAGAGGAAGCCCGAAGAGCCAGCGCCAUGCUCAAGACUCAAAGAAGCCCUCAAAGAUGAGGAAGAGCCACUUGGCGAUGGGCAGUUUGAUAGAUUCUCAUCUACUAGGAGGACUCGUCGUUACCGCAAGCCCAUUGAGGAAGAGCCGGCUAAAAAAGAAUCGACUGAGCUGAUACCUGAGAAACAGAUCAUGAAAGCCGAUAAACAACAAGUCGAAUCAAAACCUGUCGAAACGCCGCCUCUCGACAAAGAAUCUAGAUUAAAGAAAUGGCAAGACAAACUCAAAUACAAAGGGGAACCUGAAGAAGGUCCUCUUGCAGUAAUCAACAGGUCAGGUGAAGAACUGAAGAAACUAGGUUCAUUGACAUUACCUAAAUCAUACAAGCUCAAACAAGAUGAGAAAGUUAGCAAGCGCAAAACAGAAAUCGACCAAAACGACGUGGCCAAAGCAUUGACAUCGUUAAAUGACAAAAUUAAGCCAAAAUUUGUAAUUCCAGAGAUUAAAGUGAAAACACGAGAACACGAAAUGAACGAUGAAGGCUUUGAAGAGACCCAAAGCCUAGUUUCCGAGAGUCCUAGUCAAGGUGCAUCGUCUGGAAAUUAUGAAGGGGAUGUCGUUGAUGCGCCAAAGUCAAAAGACAAAACAACCGAACGAAAGCCUGUCCAAAGGAGCAGUUCGGUGAGAUCUACAACACCAGUUGAUAAAAAGAGCAUCAUUCCAAAACGAACCGCAAGCCUGAGAAGACCGGAUCUUUCCGGCACUAAAUUAUCCUCCAAAAUAGAACCGAGUCCUGUACAAAAGAGAAUUUUAGUAUUAGCCAAUAAACAACACACCAGACCCGCUGUACUAAAGAGUGACAGCGAUAUUAUUCAGACACCUCGGGCCAAACCGGAAACUGUAACAAUUAAACGAACACAAAGUACAAAUAGGCCUAAAAUGAACCAUUGUCCAGAACUUCUUAAAAAUAAUGUAGAAAGAUCGAGUUCAAGAAGCAGCCUGAGGAGUUCAAGAAGUUCGCUUGCUUCUAUCAGUACUGUGAGAAAUAAAAGCUUAUCGUCAGACCUAUUGAAGAAGUCGACACUUACAAAGAAAUCAGACGAGAAGAAAGAAAUCAAAAAGCCUUUCGGUGUAACACAAAUCAAAACUCGGACUAACAUACCAGCGAGUCGAAGCUCAAGCAGCGGAAGCUCGAUCGGCGUUCCUACCACAAGCUUGAGACGUCCCAAGGCCAAUUCAGUAAUAAACACAAGUUUUAAAGAAAAUGCAUCGACCGUCCCUGCCAGUCGCAGCAGCAGCAGUGGAAGCUCGAUUGCCGGGCAUGUCAAAAAACCUGAAUUGAGCUUCAUGCGGCCAACAGCCGCUAGCUCAGCGAAGGACACAAUAGACUCAACAAGGCUGAGAUCGACCCUCAGGUCUAUAAAAUAAAAAUAUCAAAUGCUAUUUCAUUUUUCAAAACAGGGCUAGUUUAUAAAUUUAUUAACUUUUUAAUUUGAACGGAACAUACGUCAUAAAAGUAUUUUGUAGUAUUCUUACAUAUAUUUUUUAUAUUUUGUCCAAUUUUGUGUAUUUAUUCGAUUUGACAAAUUGUUUCGAUCACAUAAAAAACAUUGUUUUUAAACAAACUAAUUUAUUUUACAUAUUUUAACUUUUUUUAUAGAAACUAAUUUUUAAAUUACUUUAUUUUCUUAACAAUAUUUUUUUCUCAUCACCUAAACGUUUUGUAUUAUUGUAUAAACUUAAUAGUGUAUAUUUAGAUAAUUUACUUCUUAUUAGUCUUAGUUUUCCCACCUCUUUAUUGUAAGAGGAUUUUGAGAUUUUAAAAACUUAACCUCAUUUAAUAUCUAGUCAAAUAUCUGUUUUGAAAAGACAUUGUUUAGUGUUUGCUUACUUCCUCAAAAAUAAGUAUAAAAGCAAUGAGAUUGCUUAUUUGUCUUUUCUAAUGUCCAUUUUUUUCUUUGUUUGUAUUUUAAUCCAUUGACUAAAAUGUGGUAUUUUUAGAUCUAUUUGUUAGUACUUAAAAAUUGUGGAUGUUCUUUUCCUUUCUUUUUGUAAACUAUUGUACAUAAUUUAUAGCUCUUUGUUUUUUUUAAUCUUUAUUCUACAUAAAUUUUACUGUUGUAUUUUGUGUAGCGUUGCGAUUAUCCCCAAAUAUUUAUCUCUAAAUGAAAAUAUAUGGCAUGCCAAUGUUGUAAGGUGAUAGAGUUUGAAAUACACAAAUACUAACACAAGUUUUAA